CCGCAACGGACUCGCGCCUGCGCAACAUCGCUCGCCUCCUCGACGACCAUGCAUCCCUUUGGCGGCACGCCCAUCUGCCCGCGAUGCAACAAGGCCGUCUAUGCCGCAGAACAGCUGUACCACAAGCCUUGCUUGGCUUGCACAUCCUGUGGGAAGCGAUUGGAUUCCUAUAACCUAUUGGAACACGACCAGGAGCCCUACUGCAAGAACUGCCAUAUGAGGCUCUUCGCAACGCGCACCCUUGGAUUGCAGAACCUGCCCAACCGCGACGAGGUCCCUCUCAGCUCCCCGCCCACCUCGCCCACGCGCAACAGCUUCUCACUUACGCGCGCUGCCUCCCCGCCCGCUCGCUCUUCCGCCGCCCCGCCUCUGCCUGCCCGGAGGCACGCCACAGGAGGGUCCAUCGGCGAUCGCUCGGCUUUCCCAGCACCGUCCUCAGGUCCUCCGGUACUCAGGCCGACGAGGGCUCUGAGCCCCAUCCGGGGGUCUGCGUACCGCUCGCCGCCGCUGGACGACGUGCCCGACGAGGAGGAUGCGCAGACGCAGCCGCAGACGGACGGCACGGAGGAGUUGGCCGCGCAGACUAACCCCACAGGAUCGACAGCGACGCACACAGGCCGUGGCCAAGGCGGGCUCCCCCGCACCGUGCCGCUCAGUCCCGUACGCAACCGCUUCGGAGGCAGCAUCUCCAGCACCGCGAACGGGGCCGCGCCAAGCAUAGAUGGCGAGUCUGCGGGUGCUACGCCUGCAGGGCGGACGCGCUCCCCGGACGCCAGGAUGACGGGCACGGUCCCGCUCGUGCCCACCAGUACGGGGACACGCUACGGGAUGGCGCUCGGCGGCCGCUCACCCAUGACGCCGAUGAUGACGGGCACUGGGAGGCAGUGGGGGCUCGGCGGUGCGAACCCGCUGUGCGGGAAGUGCGGCAAGACGGUGUACUUCGCGGAGCAGGUGAAGGCGAUUGGGAAGACGUACCACAAGGGCUGCCUGCGCUGCUCGGAGUGCAACACAUCCCUCGACUCAACGCGCCUCACGGAACGCGACGGGAACCCGUAUUGCCAUCGGUGCUACUCCAAGCUGUACGGCCCGCAGGGCAGUGGGUACGCCUUGCUGGGCAAGGCGGGCGGGUAGAUACCUGCCGGUGAGGAACUAUUUCAGUCGCCAAGCCAUGCUGCCUUCGUUUCCUCCGCAUUAUGAUCGCUUCGUACACUCUUCCUGUUCCUAUUUGCUGUAGAAGCCCAUCCCAGCGCCUUGUAUUCUAUCGUGCUCUUACACUACAUACGUUAUCUUAUAGCUAUCUACGCCCAUCGCUUCUUCGCGCCAGAGUGAGAACGUCCGCCGAGUGGUCUACAAUCCGGAGAAUUUGCGUUUGCUCCUAGACGACUCUGAUAGAAGUGGGGAGAAUGGACGCUAUUCGCAACCUUACUUUCAUGGUUCGAACUCCCAUGGAGACCUUCACG
Rhodofomes roseus is the source of this 1460-nucleotide messenger RNA. RefSeq lists its product as uncharacterized. Bases 49 to 1131 code for a protein of 360 amino acids. The transcript has 6 exons. The record is from RefSeq and is a predicted model, not a curated record. Gene Ontology annotation, biological process: actin cytoskeleton organization. NCBI's taxonomy places the organism in Eukaryota, Fungi, Basidiomycota, Agaricomycetes, Polyporales, Fomitopsidaceae. Gene Ontology annotation, cellular component: cytoplasm.